AUGCCCGGUAGUAGCUGGGCUGGGAGGGUUGCGGAUGGUGGGGUGGGAGGGCGAGUGGUGCAAGGAGGAGAUGCAACCAGCAGGGGCUCUUACCCACCUGCCCCUUGCCCCCACAACCCCUCCUUGCGCCACUCACAGGGCAGGCGAGGGGGCAUGGCUGCUGUCACCACCGCCACCACCACCACCUCAACCAUCACUGCCGCUCAGCCGCCUUCCAGCAUCCCUCCCGCCAACCACACAUGUGAGCUGUGGGUGGCGUGUGGGUCAGCAGAGGAGGCACUCAUUCUGCGCAACUCACUCUCCGACGCCGAACCAGGGACUGGUUCGACGCCGAGGGCGGAGGGUGAGGAUUGGGGGGGAGGCAGGGGAGACACGGCGAGACGAGCUUCUGUUCGCAGCAAGCCAAGGCCUCCUCCCCGCAUGCUCCACUCAUCACCACAGCUCUCUCCAUCGCCCCCCAUCACCAACCAUCACCAACCUUUCUUACGCCAUCCACCUCCCCUCCAUCCGUACCCUUCUCCCAUGCCAUCCCCGUCCCACUAUCCUACCUCUUCCCCGCUCGCGGCCUCUGCAGCUCCGUCGCGUCUCCCUCUCGUGCCCCAACGCUCGACUGCUGCGCGCGGCCUUCAAUGCCUUCAUCCUCACAUGCACUUUCAUCCUCACAUGCUCUUUCAUCCUCACAUGCUCUUUCAUCCUCACAUGCUCUUUCAUCCUCACAUGCUCUUUCAUCCUCAUGUGCUCUUUCAUCCUCACGUGCUCUUUCAUCCUCACAUGCUCUUUCAUCCUCACAUGCUCUUUCAUCCUCACAUGCUCUUUCAUCCUCACGUGCUCUUUCAUCCUCACAUGCUCUUCUCCCCACAGUCUCCAUCCCACCAUCCACCUCUCCCCGUACCAUCCCUGUCCCACUCUUCUACCACUGCCACCCUCUGCAGCUCCUUCUCAUGCCCCGACGCCCGUCUGCUGCGGACGCCCUUCAAUGCCUUCAAUACCUUCAUGGACCCUCUCAUCCUCACAUGCCCUUCUCCCCACAAUCUCCAUGCCACCAUGUCCCACCAUCCCAUCGCCCCACCCCUCUCUGCACCUCCUUCAGAUGCCCCCAUGCUCGUCUGCUGCAGGCAGCCUUCAUUAAACUCCCUCAUCCUCGCUGCGCGCACCUCUUAUGAGGCUCCUCAACAGUCACUCUCCUUCCCCACAACCUCUUCCCCUCUCCCCUCCUUCUGCACCUCCUUCUCCUCCUUCACGUGUCCCGACGCUCGACUGCUGCGAGCAGCCUUCAAUGCCUUCAUGUACUCGCUCAUCCUCGCUGCUCGCACCUUUUGUGAGGCUCCUCAUAAGUCACUCCCCCACACCCCCACCCCUCCUCCUCCCCUUCUCUGCAGCUCCUUCUCAUGCCCUGAUGCCCGUCUCCUGCGAGCAGCCUUCAAUGCCUUCAUGGACUCUCUCAUCCUCGCUGCUCGCACCAUCGAGGCAUUUGGCCCGCCUCCUCCCAUGCAACAACCAUGCGUGUGA
This is a messenger RNA of Closterium sp. Naga37s-1, 1509 nucleotides long. The record is from the annotation of a GenBank genome assembly. Lineage: Eukaryota; Viridiplantae; Streptophyta; Zygnematophyceae; Desmidiales; Closteriaceae.